This is a messenger RNA of Fraxinus pennsylvanica, 978 nucleotides long. NCBI's taxonomy places the organism in Eukaryota, Viridiplantae, Streptophyta, Magnoliopsida, Lamiales, Oleaceae. The record is from the annotation of a GenBank genome assembly.
AUGGCUCAAAAUUUCUUCACGGAAAUCAAAAUUCCUCAGAAAAAAUUCUUUGAAGGGCUUGUUUUUCCCAAAAUAUUAUCCCCCAACCCAAGAAAUUCAGUAGAGUUUCACAGUUUAACUGAUGCCAUUAAAGAUCAGAAGCCAUGGCUGGACUCUGUUCUGCAUCAACACGGGGCUAUUCUUUUCAGGGGUUUUUCUGUAUCCACUGCUGCUGAUUUCAACAACGUCGUUGAAGCGUUUGGGUACGAGGAACUGCCGUAUGUGGGCGGUGCUGCUCCUAGGACUAACGUCGUCGGCCGGGUCUUCACUGCCAAUGAGUCCCCGCCAGAUCAGAAAAUCCCUUUUCAUCACGAGAUGGCUCAGGUUCCCGAGUAUCCUUCCAAACUGUUUUUCUUUUGUGAAGUGGAGCCUGUAAAUGGGGGAGAAACCCCUAUUGUCCUAAGUCACGUCGUAUAUGAGAGGAUGAAAGAGAAGUACCCUGACUUCGUUCAAAACUUGGAAGAGCAUGGAUUAAUAUACACUCGAGUACUGGGAGAAGAGGACGACCCUUCAUCUCCAAUUGGCCGUGGGUGGAAGUCGACAUUCUUGACUAACGAGAAGAGUGUGGCUGAGGAACGGGCUGCUAAGUUAAACAUGAAGCUGGAAUGGACAGAGGAUGGAGUGAAAACCAUUAUGGGCCCUAUCCCAGCUAUCAAAUUCGACAAAACGAGACAGCGCAAGAUUUGGUUCAACAGCAUGGUUGCUGCUUAUACAGGCUGGAAAGAUGCACGAAAUGAUCCGGUCAAGGCAGUCACUUUUGGGGAUGGAAAACCAUUACCGUCUCAUAUCAUCUACGACUGUCUAAGAAUCCUAGAAGAUGAAAGUGUUGCCAUACCGUGGCAGAAAGGUGAUGUGUUGUUGAUCGAUAAUUUGGCUGUUCUUCACUCUCGAAGGCCAUUCGCUUCUCCUAGACGCGUCUUAGCUUCACUUUGCAAGUAA